GGAAGGCACGAGCGAGCGAGAGGAAGCGCGUCUUCCCGCAGUACGCAAGCGGUGCGGCCAGGAAGCGGAAGGCGCUUGGGAGAGGGAAGGAGGAGGCCGCUUCGAGACCGGCGUGUGCUGCCGCGGCGACAUUCGAGUGGCGGCGGCUGCCGAACAGGGAGCUGACGAGGCCGAAGCCAGUGGAGCGGCGGCGAGAGGCGGGCAGUGGAGAGGAGGGGGAGGGAGAUAAGCAGGUAGCAGCAGCAGCAGCUGGCCGGAGCGCGCACCUGCAGGCCAGGUACAGAGGCGCCACGCAUCCAGCCAUGUGGCCGCCCGGCGAGCAGCAGCAGCAGCACGUAGUCAUGGCCGCGCCGCCCGACGGCGAGGGCCUCGUCGCCACCGCCACCGCCAGCGUCAACGCCAACUCCGUCGACGAGCUGACGGACCGCUUGCUGCCGCUGGCUCUGGCCCGGAAGCUCAGGCGGACGCGGUCGCUCAAUGCGCCGUCCCCCAUUCAGCAGUUCGGCCCCUGCGGGCGCAUCAUGAAGAAUUCCGCGAUGGUCAUGACGAUCCAGGACCCGGCGAGCCAGCGGCUGACGUGGUACAAGCCGCCGCUCACCGUGCUGGUCAUCAAGAAGGUUCGCGACGUGUCCGUGCUGCAGCCCUUCGUCCAGCUCGUCAGGUGGCUCAUCCAGGAAAAGAACAUGGUAGUGUUCGUGGAGCAGACGGUGAUGGAGGAUACGCUGCUGCUCAACAACGCGGGCUUCACGAUCGUCAAGGACAAGCUGAUGACGUUCCGCGACGGCAAGGACGACCUCACCGACAAGAUAGACUUCAUCAUCUGCCUCGGCGGCGACGGCACCCUGCUCUACGCCAGCCUCUUGUUCCAGCAAUCUGUGCCACCAGUGAUGGCAUUUCAUCUUGGAUCUCUUGGUUUCCUUACACCUUUUGAGUUUGACAACUUCCAAGAACAAGUUACUAAUGUGUUGGAAGGUCAUGCUGCCCUGACGUUGAGGAGCAGAUUGCGGUGUAUCAUCAUGAGAAAGAAUGAGGAUCCCAACAAGCAGUCUAAACCACCUACCAAUCUCUUAGUUUUAAACGAAGUUGUUAUAGACAGGGGUCCCUCCCCAUACCUUUCCAACAUUGACUUGUUUCUUGAUGGGAAACACAUUACCUCCGUACAGGGAGAUGGUCUUAUAGUAUCAACUCCGACUGGCAGCACAGCAUAUGCUGUAGCUGCAGGAGCGUCGAUGAUACACCCGAGUGUCCCUGCUAUUAUGGUGACACCCAUAUGCCCCCAUUCACUGUCUUUCAGGCCUAUUGUGGUGCCAGCUGGUGUGGAGCUGAAGAUCUCUGUGUCCCCUGAUAGCAGGAAUACAUCGUGGGUUUCAUUUGAUGGCCGGAACCGGCAAGAACUGUUCCACGGUGAUAGCCUUCGAGUGACAACCUCUAUCUACCCUGUGCCUUCAAUAUGUGCUCAGGAUCAGAUCUCCGAUUGGUUUGAUUCUCUAGCGGAAUGUCUGCACUGGAAUGUACGCAAACGGCAGAAGCACUUGGACGAGUUGAGUGAUCUAACGCACUCGAGCUCCAACGAUACUCUGGAUUCGCUUGACCAUGCUGAGCAAUUAGACAGUUAGGCUUACAAGGAGUUGCAAGAAGACUUUCUAAAUCUAAUUUCUUGCUCAGAAAUAUUUCCUGGUGGACUUUGUGAAGUACAUAGCAUGGAGCAGCUUGCAGUCACAGCUGUGAACUGAGGCAGUUGUGAGGCAAGAGUGUGUGUGUGUUAUGUGCUAAUGGGAUGGUGGCUUUGCCAUUCCUAGCACAGCCAACCUAAGACUUCUAAUAGUUACUGGUUUCCAUCACUGCAGCUGCUUAUUUAAACAAAAUGAAAUCGAGAGAAAUCUGACUUUUUAUUUUUAUACAUCCAUUCUCUAUUUUGUUUAUGAAAUGACCAAUUCCGUAUUUUGUAGAGUAGCUGAAUAGAGGAACUUCUGUUUAAUAUUUUGAUAUGAGAAUAGCUUGCCAGAGUUUUUCUACAUAAUUUUGAUUCUUCUGUUUUAAAUACUUUGGAUGGUUGUGAUUCAUAAAUGUAUUUUAGCAAGUAUGUACUUGUAUGUUGAAUGUCUAAAAACUACUACAUACACAGUCGAAUGCAUGAUUUAGAACAAAAUCAAAAAGUCAUCAACCUGUACUGAAGUGCCUUUUAUGUUUCUUUUCUUUCAUCUUGUACUUCUGUGGUUUUUCAUUUAAGUAACAGAAUUGUUAAUUGCUGAUGAAUGAACUUUUUCAGUCUUAAAGAUUGCUAAAUUUUAUGCUAUUCUCUGCUUAAGACAUAUUUUCACUUGAGACUUUGAGCUCUUGAGCAACGUGUUAUUUAUAACUUCAUAUUUUAGCAGUAUUUAAUUUUGAAUGAGAAUGAUAAAAGUUUGAUGGUGUGGUGAAUGUGUGAUUUAAUGUACAAACAAGCUUAAUGGAACAAUUUUGUAUGCAUAUUCCUUGCUUGGUUUCACAGUUUGAAUAAGCAAAAGAACUUAGGAAAUAUAGAUGCAUGUUUCCCAUUGAUCCUUUAUUCCCCUCCCUCUUUCUGAUUCUCUCCUCGUCCAUAUUACACUGGCAGUAUGCAGCACAUGUUGCCAGGAAGCCCAGAAACCACAAUUUUAAAAUGGCUCUAUAUGUAAAACUGAUUUUUUUUUUUUUUUUUUUUUUUUUUUUUUUUUUUAAAAGAAAACUUAUUCAUUGUUUACUUGAAUUUUUUCGGUGUCUGGACUUACAUGUUUUCAAAAUGUUUAACUUGUUAAAAGUAAUGAAUGCUUUCACAAAACAAUCAAUGUGUGCGGUGUUUGAAUGCAUUGUUUUAUUGUGAAGGAUAUGGAUAUGUCGUUAAUUGUAAUUAGGAAGUAAAUUUGAAAUAAGAGUGAAUAUUUCUACUGUUGUCGAAUGGUGUUGGUGAACAAAGGUGUGUGGUGAGUAGAUUGUACUGAACAUUUUAAUUUGCUCACAUUUCAGAAACAAUUGUUCAAGCUCAGAAAUGAGACAGUGGGCAGCUGUAUACUAACUACACACACUAUGAAUUUGCUGUACACUACCAAAACAGCCCAGAACUUGUGGGGUAUAUCUGAGAAAUGAACUUAAAAUGUUGUUUUCUGAUACAGAUAAUUAUGUAUCGACCUUGUGACUCCAAGACAGAUAUUUUAAAAUGACUUACUUAUGCUGGAAACAGUGUAAACAGUUCUGCUGUAAAUAUUAAUAGAACACAAGAGAUUACUAUGUGUGAUUGUUAUUACCAAUUUCAUAUGUCUAGGAAAGUGUAUGCAACUCAGCCUUGCAGAGGAGACGAGAUUGCUAUAUUUUCUAAUUUUGUUGUUUUCUUUAGUAAAUAUUUCACACAGCUAGUUGAACAAAUUCACCAUUUUUGAUGCCUUCACAAAUUUUUAUUUGAGCGUAAAUGAGCAGUCGUACAGUAACUUGUUUGCUAUGAACAGCUUUGGAACGAGAUUGUAGCUCAGUUUUGGAGAGGAAUUUUUAUCAACAUACAUAGCUGUAAUCUUGUUUGUUCUUCAUUGUUAUUACAUGUAUUUAUUUAAUUUUAUUUAUGUAUGUUACUUGCAUAACGUGUUCUUGUGAGAGAGUAUCAAAAGCUCUUUGUUAACAUGGGGUAUGUGAGCACUCUCAAGAUAAUGAGUUUCUCUUCACAAGCUAUCAGGAUUUGCUUGAAAUUAGCAUGUUACGUGCAGAAGCACCACACUUCCUUUUAAAUUCUGCUAUCGUAACUAAUGAACACACUUAACACAGUUAGAAUAGACUGACUUCCAUCUAAUUUAUUGUUCUCUUCUGUGAAGCUGUAUUUCCCAUAUAAUGAUUAAUGGAGCCUUAUGAAGCUAAUGAAAUAUUUGGUCUGGGCAGUCAAGUAAUUAGUGUGAUAAGCAUGUGAUCAUUGGUUCAGAAAUUCCUUAAAAGUUGUAUGAAUACAUACAGUUUGUCUUCUUGCUUAGAAGCUGAAAGUAGGACACACUGUGUUAUGUUGAUGAUGAAGAGGAACACUUGUACCUUUUUGUCUGUGGCUCUGCCGCUGCAUGGAAUCCAUAAUGCACCGUAUUUCCAGAAAGUAACAACAGAUUGUGAUAAUUAGUGGAGAUUUUCUGUGAAGAUAUAAAGAGUAGUUGUUGAUCAGUAGACUGCUUGUCUCGUGGUAAUAAUUUACUUGUCUCGUGGUAAUAAUUUAAAUGCAAGAAGAUAGUCUUAACCCUUAAAACAUAAAUACACAACAGUGCAAUUUCAGAAUAUAAAUACAAACUUAUUAGCAAAUAAUGGCUCUCUGUAACAGCAAUUCUAACAUUUCAUGUUAGUGAAGAUUUGUCAGAUUGGUUAAACAUACAAUGUAUAACAUGGCUUUAAUGAAGGCAAACCCAGUUUUUUUGCUGUUACAUUUAUUCCUUAAGAAUAAAUAGCAUAUGUUACAGUUGAGGUGUUGUCUGGCUGAUGGGUAGAAAAGAGAUUGUUGAGAUAUCAGACAGUGUCCUUCAGAAUUCACUAAUAACAUAUUCCGGCAAAGACUUUCUAUUGCCAUAUUUUUGUGGUAUAUGUCAAUAUUGCUGUGUUUUGUGGUGUACAUUACUUAGUGUAAGGAGGAAGGGGGUUGGUGGAGGUUGCUGUAAGGAGAGAUGAUGUGUUAGUUAUUGAAGGAGGGAGAGUGAGUGGUGAAGAGUUAAAAUAUUUUUGUACAUUUAAAUCCUUUCCUCUUCCGCAAAUAUUUGGUGAGAUAAUGUUGCUAUAAGUCUUGGGUAGUAAGUGGUUCGACAGGAGUAUUAUGUUGACACAGACCUCUGUGAACAAAGGUCUUUGGAGUUGAAAUAACCCUUCAUAAGACACAAAACGUCUUUCAUUUAUUAAAAUUUUGUAAAGCAAGCCUGGUUGAAACUUAUCAUGCAUAUUUGCUGCCACAUGUGCCAGCUAAAUACCACUUCUGAUACAUUACAGUGGUUCGUCUCUGGCUGUCAAUCUGCACUGAGCAAUAACUUUGUGGACAUCCACCUGCUUGUUUCACAAGAUACCUCUUAUUUAUGAAUGGCACCAUCAAUCAUGUGAAGUGUGAAAUUCAAAGGUGCUAUAUUUUCAUAGUUGUUGAGGCUUGUGAAGUAUACAAGAGGAAACGAGAAUACUAUUAGCAGAACCAAUGGACUUGUAGUAUCUGAAUGUUAAAUUAGAGAUGAUACGACAAAAAAAAUUCUCAGAUUUUACAGUGAGUGUGUGUGUUACAUGGAUCAAAACUUCUCCAGUUGUUAAAAAGUAAGACUAGUUAUUGUACAAAUGAAGCAUGUUCCACCUCAUUUCGGUUUACUAGCUGAAACUACUACUCAGACAGCUAUGGAAGCAGUUGACUAAACCAAACAAUGGAAAAUCCAAGAUGGAAUGUAACAAUAUUACGAAAAGGAUACUUGUUACACAUAGCAGAAAUGCUGAGUCACAUACAUACACACACAACACACUGUUGGAAAGUGAGCCUUUUGGUCAAAAAGGCCUUCAUCAGGGACUACACACACGUGCGCUACCACCCCCCCCCCCCCCCCCCCCCCACACACACACACACAGUGAGUCAUGCCAACACAAUUCUUACUGUGUGUGUGUGUGUGUGUGUGUGUGUGUGUGUGUGUGUGUGUGUGUGUGUGUGUGUGUGUGUCACUUUCGGACAGUUUCUGUUGUGCCUGUCUGCAACUCAGAGCAUCCUUGCCUUAGAAUUGCUGACUAAUUUCUUACCAUUUUAAAAUACUUAAAUAUACUAUUCUAGAAUGUUUCUAUACGAGCCAUUACCUUAAAGGAUGAAGUUCAGUACAGAGAGAACAGAUCUAAAAUUUCUGAAUCUAAUUAGGCAACACAGAGAAUUUGUCAACUGAAUUUUUAUGAAAGUCUUGAUGUAUCUGGAUGUUCGAAAGACCUAAUCCAUUUGAACCACUAUUCUCCACCUGUAAUACAAAAAAUUGUGUUGAAUCUACCAGCUAAGUAGUCAGACUAAGCAGUGUAAUUUCUGCCACCCUGCUUUCUUCUUCUUCUUCUUCUUCUUCUUCUUCUUCCCCCCCCCCCCCCACCCCCCUCCUCCUCCUCCUCCUCCUCCUCAUUUCCAAGAGGGAAAUAACCAGUGUUACAGGUAGGCAGUAACAGAGCAAAAUUUCAGGUUAACAGUGGUAAGUGACAGUCAGUGCCAAAAUGUCAGUAGUAAAGAUUUGUAUUGUAGAGAGUAUAAUUUUGCUUUAAAAAAAAUCUACAGAAAAUCGUUGGGGCCAAGAUUGUUGUAAGAAAAUGAAGAGACAGGUCACAAACAUCCAAUCUGUAAUUGGUGUAAUGAGUUCAGUGCUUACAACUGAUUGACACCAUUGAGUAUUCAGAAAAGGAGGGUGUGUUAACAAAGUGAUUUCUUUUAGUGAGUUACUGAUUCUGAGCAGGUUUCAUGAUUAAUAGUGGUUAAGUAUAUGACACAAAAAAAGAUACUACUGCUGUCUGCUGUGAUGGGGGAAACUGCCUUUACAUCUCCCACACUGGAUCCACUGUGUGGUAUGUAUUUUGUUACAAAGCAGCUAUUCUCUUCUAGUGUAGAUAAACUAAGUAUGCAGUUUGCAGGCAACUACCAAGUCCUGUACUAAUGUUGACUAAAAAGAAAAGUCCAUAGCUAACUAUUUAAAUAACUGCAUGCAUAUUACUGUAGAAUAUUUAGUGUACUACAUCAAGGAAGUUAAUUGCCAUUAAAAGACUGGUCAGUGAAAUAAUAAUGGGCUUAAAAUUUAGUGUCCGACUAUAAUUGAGUGUUGGACUAUAAUUCAAGUUGUGAUUCUUCGAGGCGAUUCUCUAACUGAAUCAGUCUUCCUAGACACGAUUGCCAUUUCGAUGACACAUUUGGUAAGAUGAAAGUGUGGGUUUAAUGCCCAGUUCGACACACAGUUUUAGUGUCUGGGAGUUCUGUAAUGGUAUACGCUGUUGAAAAGGUAAAUAUUUCUUCUGAAUAGUGUUUUUCCCAGAGCAAACUUUUAGUGACAUGACCAAGUGACAUACUCACGCAACACACUGCCAUGUGUGGUAGCUGAGAAUACAUAAGUAAUGUGAUCAGUUUAGAAUGGAAUCUUGGUCACUUGUCAUGUCAUCUACAAUCAUUUGAUUGAAACAUUGGCAACUCAUCAAUAAAUACAGUUGUAGGCUUACAUAAAAACCACACAUGUAUUAUGCAUACAAGUUACAACAUAAAAUAGAUAAAUAGGUGCUUCAUUUUUUACUCUUUCAUAAAUUUUCCACACAGUUAUAACAUUGUCUCUUUUAAGUUUUUGUUAGUACUUGCUUCUGAAAUUCAGAAAUAUGAGCAUAGUGUGGCAGUUUUUACUAGUAACUAUGACAUGUACUGUAUAUGAAUCUUGCACUUCGGCAUCCCAAGCGACAGCUACUGAUUGUGAUAAUCUUGUGUAGAAACCUCGCUAGUUCUUACCCUCCACUUACCUGUUCCCUUCCCGGCUCCAAUUCCAGUGCAACACUGCCUUCUAUUCUACAAUGUACCCUCUACUCAUGUCCCCCUUCUUUACUUCUUUUCUUCACAACUACUGCCCUCCCCUCCAAUCAUCUUGACUGUAUCUAGCAGCCCUUUCCCUGUCUCCCACACAUUCAUAAAUGCUUUCAUAAGCAGCACUAAGCAUCCCCCUACCCCAGUCUCCCAUACCACACUCUUACCCCCAGCACAGGAUUGAUGCUCCCAUCAUGAUCAGAUACAGUGGUCAUGUGUGUGUGAAUUGUGCUUGUGUGUCAGUUUUUUCUACUUUAGAAGUAGUUCUUUUGGGAAAACCCCCAAAAGUUAUGCUAAAUCUUUUGACUGACGUAAAACAGGCAUCAUAUACAAUUUUCUUAACAGCUCAGUCAGUUACUUUAUUUAGAACCAUCUCUGCAUAAACGAAACUGUUUAGUCGCUUCACUAAGCAGUCCAUGACAAUUUUUUUUUUCUUCCUCACUCAAGUGCCUGAAUAGUUUGUUGUGUUGUGUGUUAGCUCUUUGCUGUUCUUACAUCAGAGUACCGCUCUUCAGUCAUCUGCAUAUGGAAUUUGUUUCUGAAAUUAUCUUACAUGACAUAUCAUUAAUGUAACACAGGAACAGUAAUGGGCCCUAGUACAGACACCUGGAGUAGGUCUGCUUGUAUUUCAUUCCACCUAAAUCAGGCUCUCACCUUUUUGUUAUAUAACUACCCUCUGUUUCCUGCUUUUGAGAUAGGUUGAUAACCAACUUAAAGAUUCUCCAUGGAAACCAUAAGUAGCCAUUUUCUAAAUAGGCAGCUUAUGGUUUACCAAAGCAAAUGCUUUAGUGAGGUCACAAAAGAUACUAGAUACACACAGCUUGUUAUUAAGGCAUUUGCUUAUUUAAUGAUGAUUUCAUUAAUAAUGUGCACAUUACUUCAGCUCUUCCUAAAUCCAUAUUGAUUCUUCAGAACAGUUUUUGUUAUAUUUUUCUAAUUGAUUACACACUGUUCACGCAAACAUUUUAGAAAACAUUGCUAAUAGAAUGUCAUCCCAGCCCACAGAUUGAAGUGUGGUUUUUUUUUUUUUUUUUUUUUUUUUUUUUAAUAUAUAAAUCGGAUAAUGCUAUCCUCUUCAGAGGAGGAUACACAAAGUUUAUUUGAAGUUAUAAAGUACCUGUUGAAUUCUUCAGACCCGUCUUUAGUUUGUGACAGUUUCUAAUUUUGGGUCAAAAAGGAUUAGUUUUCUCAGCCCCUUCUUCAGAAUUUAGCAUACAGUUUUUGAUUUAUUUGUGGCUUUUGUAAGGAAUUUACUGUUUGCCAUUUGUUUUGCCUGUCUUAACUACUGUCUGUGUCUGUUGUUUGCGUACAUGAAAAACUCUGCAUCAUGAUUGUUCUUCAAUUUUCUAUGGGGGUUUCCUCUUUGUAAUAGUAGAUAUGCUGAGGCCCUCAGUUAUCCAGGAGUUUGCUUUAUAUAUUUGUGGCGUACUGUUACAAAGGAGAAACAUUAAAUGAAAGUAUUUGUGAAUUAUGACACAAAAGCAUUUUAGUUAUUGUUCACCGAAUAUCGGUUGCUGAAUUACCAAGUUUUGUUCAGUUUGGAAACAAAUAUAUUACCAUUUCAUUGGCUAAAGUUAGUGACUCUUUUUCACUGUUUAUGUUGUACCUAAUUUUGGCAAUCACUUAAAAAGAGCUGAACAGUCGGCUAUCCCUAUAUCUAAAAAGAACUUUUCUCUAGCACCGUAAAUGUUACUGCUCACUAUAUCACCUACUCAUGUUACAGUAGAUUCUGUUACUUCAAUGUAUUCACUAAAAUUUAGUCUUAGGCCAUUUUUAGAUAAAAAGUCCUUCAGAGAAUGGCAAAUUUGUCAUCAGUUUUUGUAUCUAUUUUUAAGUUGUCACAAAUUCACCUUUUCAUAAAAACUUUCUUACUGCAACCUGACAGCAAAGUUUCAGAUUUGUCUCGAAAUGCACAUGUGGCUGGCUAGCCAGGGAUAAGGUAUAUGCUAAUAAUUUAUACACCAUAUUCCAUAAGUUUAAUGCAGUAGCUUUCCAAUAGCAGUUCCUUACUAAAAAAAAAUUAAAGGUUUGUGUGAUGUUAAAGCUUAGUGACAGCUCUACAAGAGUACGUGGUCUCCCACUGUUAAAUUUUAACUGGAGAGUUAAUUUAUGAAGCUGAUAUUUUCACUUUUAAAGUAGUGUUCAUUUAAGCAUAUAACUUUUACAGAAUUUGUGUUCUCCAGAAAUACUUCCAGUUAAUAAGGACUUGGUUAUCAUUGUAAUGAUAAGCUGCCUAUGUUAAGGUACAAUAUGAAUUAAUUUUUGUGAACUGAAACAAGCAUGGAGUCAUUAAAUUUGGCAAUAUAUGUGAUACCUCCAUGUGUCUGUGUUUUUACAUAGGAUUGCCAUCAUAUUUUGUUACUUUUGGACCACAUUCCAUAGAUCUACUGUUAGGUCCUACGUGAACAAGUGACCAGCACAGUAACAAAUUUAUUUCUACUUUUGUUAAUGAGUGAUAUCUCCUCAAGAGCAGUGCUUAUGUUGGAAGCUAGUUUAGCAUCCUUUUGUCACAUUUGUUGAUAUGCAUUCCAUGCCAUGUGAAAGAGUUUUUCAUAACUGCUAAUAUCUAACAAUGUAAAAUUUGAGUUUUGCACAGAGGCUUUUCAGUUUCAAAUUAGUCUAAUUUCUUUGUGUUUACUUGCAACUAGUAUGGUAGAGCAUACCUAGGGAUGUCCUGUACAGUUACAUUGAUGAAAUGUGGGAACCACAACACUGUCAUCAACUUUUUAGUCAUUGUUAAGUUCCUGUGAGGACAACAAUCAUUUCUUUGAGAUCUGAGCAUUCUGUGUUAACACUCGGUUAUUUUGUCGAAAUGUUCACACUUAAGAUUCAUUUUCACUGGUGCAGUUUUCGUUUGAGUUUCACUGCAGGGGUCGUCAUGUGUGGUUUUUGCAGUGCUUUUAGGGCUGCUCUGAUAAUCCUUGAUAUGGUACCCAGUUUCCCAAUGAACUCCUCUUGCCCAACAGAAGUUGUGCUCAUGAUGUAAAAUCACAUUGGAAGAACGAAGCCAUAUGGAUAUUAAUGUUGUCGAAAGUCUGGAACAUGCCUCUAUUUCUUCCUCAAAAUCACUCAUUGUGUGUGAGAAGGUCAAAGCAUACAAGAAAAGUUAAGUGUCACUCACUUCCUCUCAGCAAUACACUGUGAAGACAAAUGAUAAAUAAAAAAAUAAAAUAAAAACACUGAGAAUGUUCAUCGCUCUAAUCACAGGUGCAAAUGCAAACAAUGUCUGCAGAGACAUCAAGUUUGUAGUCCCAGCAGAAAAUGGCAUGCUGGACUACUGAAGUGACUGACCCUAUAUGGAGAUUUGUAAGGAAUUACCUGUGGCUAGGCUUUUUAUUAUAAAGUUUCUUGUUGGAUGGAACACUAGUAUUUGUUUUUAAUGCUUAAUACAGAAACAUUGAUCUUCACUCCAUGUAAAGUAUGCAGAAGUCCUUAAGCCUUUUGUUUGCUGUACAAGCUAAGCUGCUUGUUCAGUAAAGAUGUCUUCAUUUUUAUGUGACAAUCUUAAAAUAAUAAUUGUUCUACUGACUAUAUUUUAUAGAAAUAUUACUGUAAAAUGUUAUGAAAGUAUCCAGUUUAAGAAUGGUCUACUCACCAGCCAUUCCUUUACAUGUUGAUACAGAGGUUAAUAGUUGUUUAACUGUGCCCACUAUGAUAUUACACAUUCAGUAACUUGAAAAAAUUCCAUGCAAUAACUGUAUUCUUGAAAAUAUGCAACUAAAUACUUAAAUUCCUACAGAGUACUUAGUUAUGUUCUGUAGUGCAAUAAUGCAUCCAUUGCGUAUAAAUGAUUUAUAACACAUUGGCUCUUUAACAAAAAAAAAUUUGCCAUUUAAGUUUAUAGGAAAAAAUGCAGACAGUCAGUCAGUCAGACUUGUGCUUUAUGUGGUACUGCUCAACUUUCAACAUAUAUUUGCAUCAGACUGUAAUGAGGUGUCAACUAAUAAAUCAGUUAUUUAUGAAUGAAUGUUAAUAAGUAAAUCAGUAGCAUUAGGUUUGGGACCAAUAAAUAUCCUCAAAUGAUCAAGAAACCUAUUGUAGAAACAUGUAUGUUGAACUUAUUGGCAGUUGUCAGUGAAUCAAAAGGAAAGUAAGUAUUCUGAGAUGAUGUAGAAAAGUUCCUUUGAGUGUUUGAAUUUAAUAGGUGCCUUUGUUCACAAAGUUUGUACUGAUUUGCUACUUUGGAUAGCUUUUAUACUCACACUGUUGAAUGUAUGUUUAGAAUAAUGAUAGUAUUUAUUGAUAUUGUUUUCAAGAGACAAAUAAAAAAGUUUUUCUAGUUGUA
Molecule: messenger RNA, 11801 nt
Organism: Schistocerca gregaria
Lineage: Eukaryota; Metazoa; Arthropoda; Insecta; Orthoptera; Acrididae
Product: NAD kinase-like
Exons: 10
Coding region: 303-1616 (437 amino acids)
Biological process (GO): NADP+ biosynthetic process; NAD+ metabolic process
Molecular function (GO): NAD+ kinase activity
Source: RefSeq, a predicted model, not a curated record